AUGGCUCUCUACUGCCGUCACUUCCUCAUUCAGCUCGCGUCCGAGAGAGACAAGCAGGCCGUCUGCAAGAAAAUUGGAGGGAGCAUUCAACAAGACGCUAACGAGAUGAACCAAGUCGCUUUCGUAGUCGUCAAGAAUCCUCUAGACCCAAAAGUUGAGACGCCGGGGGACAUAGCAGACGCUCUAUGCAAAGCCGUAAAAUUCAUUGCCGUGGACCAGCUCGAUGCUAAGGACGACUGCGGCUAUGGUCCUUUUAGCAUCGACUACCAGCCGAAGCACGGAAAGGACCCGAUUUCGCUAGAGAUAUUGCGUUCCAGAAGAUUGCUAAUCGGAGCAAGGGUGCUCAAAAUGCGCCUGAGAGGCCAGUAG
Colletotrichum orchidophilum is the source of this 369-nucleotide messenger RNA. RefSeq lists its product as uncharacterized. The transcript is spliced from 2 exons. The record is from RefSeq and is a predicted model, not a curated record. The coding region runs from base 1 to 369 and encodes 122 amino acids. Lineage: Eukaryota; Fungi; Ascomycota; Sordariomycetes; Glomerellales; Glomerellaceae.